Messenger RNA from Elaeis guineensis (African oil palm), 3537 nucleotides. Its product is annotated as glycine--tRNA ligase, chloroplastic/mitochondrial 2. Gene Ontology annotation, biological process: glycyl-tRNA aminoacylation. NCBI's taxonomy places the organism in Eukaryota, Viridiplantae, Streptophyta, Magnoliopsida, Arecales, Arecaceae. The record is from RefSeq and is a predicted model, not a curated record. Gene Ontology annotation, molecular function: glycine-tRNA ligase activity; ATP binding. Gene Ontology annotation, cellular component: cytoplasm; chloroplast stroma; mitochondrion.
CUUUUAUUCCCGCCUUCGCCUUAUCCCUUUCUCCUCCCGUCCUCCUCUCCUCUCCUCCCAUGGCUCUCCUCUCCUUCUCCUUCUCUCUCCCCGCCAUUACUUCCCACGGAGGAGCUCGCUCCCCCCUAUUCGGCGCCUGGAGGCCAAAACCUAGCAGUCGGCGCAAGCCCUCCCCCAGCCGCGCCUCGUUUCCAUCCUCCAAAAAUGGAGUCUCCGCUGCGAUCACCUCCGCGGUUCCCCAUCCUCAGUCCUAUGUUUCGGACUCUGGCAGCAAGGUUUCUGUCCUUACGUUCCAGCAGGCCAUUCAGCGACUCCAGGAGUACUGGGCUUCUGUUGGAUGUGCUGUAAUGCAGUGUAGCAAUACAGAGGUUGGAGCUGGGACUAUGAAUCCUCUGACAUUCUUAAGGGUAUUAGGUCCAGAACCAUGGAAUGUUGCGUAUGUGGAACCUAGCAUACGACCUGAUGACAGCCGUUAUGGGGACAACCCUAAUAGGCUUCAACGCCAUACUCAAUUUCAGGUCAUUUUAAAGCCUGAUCGUGGAAAUUCACAAGAUCUAUUUAUCGGUAGCCUUUCUGCAUUAGGAAUUAAUGUUUAUGAACAUGACAUCCGUUUCGUGGAGGACAAUUGGGAAAGUCCGGUUCUUGGAGCUUGGGGAUUGGGCUGGGAAGUAUGGAUGGAUGGGAUGGAAAUUACGCAGUUCACAUACUUUCAGCAGGCUGGAAGUCUUCAACUGAUGCCUAUUUCUGUGGAAAUUACUUAUGGUCUUGAACGGAUCCUCAUGUUACUUCAGGGGGUGGAUCAUUUCAAGAAAAUUCAGUACGCUGAUGGCAUUACAUAUGGGGAGCUAUUUUUGGAGAAUGAGAAGGAGAUGAGUGCAUAUUAUUUGGAGCAUGCAAAUGUUAAUAAUAUUCAAAAGCACUUUGAAGAUUUUGAGGAAGAAGCUCGCUCCUUGUUAUCACUUGGACUUCCAAUUCCUGCGUACGAUCAGCUUCUGAAGGCUUCUCAUGCUUUUAAUAUUUUAGAUUCCAGAGGCUUUAUUGGUGUGACAGAACGUGCUAGGUAUUUUGGUCGUAUGCGCAGUCUUGCUCGCCAAUGUGCUCAACUCUGGGUGAAGACACGUGAGAAUCUUGGACAUCCCUUGGGCAUCUCUUCUGAAGGCAAUCAUCUCAUUUAUCAGAAAGUUCUUGAGACAAACUUGAGAAAGGUGACAAUGGAACCUAGAACAUUUGUUCUUGAGAUUGGAACAGAAGAGAUGCCACCUCAUGAUGUAAUUGGAGCAAGUGAGCAGCUUAGAAAUUUAGUAAUGCAGUCACUAGAAAACCAAAGAUUAAACCAUGGGCAAGUGUUAGCGUACGGGACGCCACGUCGACUAGUGAUUUGGGUCGAGAAUCUUGGUUCUAAGCAAGAAGAGAAUGAGGCUGAAAUACGGGGUCCUCCUGCAGCGAAGGCAUUUGACCAAGAUGGAAAUCCUACAAAGGCUGCUGAAGGUUUCUGCCGCAAGAACUGUGUACCCAUCGACCAUCUAUACAACAAAGUUGAAGGAAAAACAGAGUAUGUUUAUGUUCGAGUGAGGAAAUCUGCACGAUCUGCUCUACAGGUGUUAGCUGAAGAUCUUCCGAGCAUUAUAACUAAAAUUUCAUUUCCAAAGUCAAUGCGCUGGAACUCCCAGGUCAUGUUUAGUCGACCAAUUCGCUGGAUUUUGGCUCUGCAUGGAGACAUAGUUGUGCCAUUUACGUUUGCUGGAGUUUCAAGCGGGAAGCAAUCUUAUAGCCUCCGCAAUUCACCAUCAGCUAUACUCAAGGUAGAAAGUGCUGAGUCUUACCUGGGUACAGUGAAAAAUGCUGGAAUUCUGAUUGACAUCAAGGAGCGCGAAGAAAAAAUUUUAUGUGACUCAACUCCAUUGGCUAUGAGUGUUGGUGGUCAUCUUAUUAUGCAGGACAAUUUACUUGAGGAGGUUGUAAAUCUUGUUGAGGCACCUGUUCCAAUACUCGGAGGUUUUGAUGAAUCCUUCUUAGAACUUCCUGAAGAUAUAUUAAUCACGGUUAUGCAAAAGCACCAGAAAUAUUUUCCCUUAAGAAACAUAUCUACUGGAAAGCUGCUGCCAUUCUUUGUCACUGUUGCAAAUGGCAUAAUGAGUGAAGCAGCAGUCCAGAAGGGGAAUGAAGCUGUACUCAGGGCCCGAUAUGAAGAUGCAAAAUUUUUCUAUAGAAUGGACACUCAAAAGAAAUUUUCUGAAUUUAGAGUCCAUCUUAAUGGCAUUCUCUUUCAUGAAAAGCUUGGAACAAUGUUGGAUAAAAUGUCUCGUGUCCAAAAUACUGUUGGUAAAUUAACCUUUGCUCUUGGCGUUGAUGAAAGUAAUCUCCCAGUCAUUGAAGAUGCUGCAGCUUUGGCCAUGUCAGAUCUUGCUACAUCUAUUGUUACAGAGUUUACUUCCCUAUCUGGAAUAAUGGCACGCCACUAUGCUUUAAGGGAUGGUUAUUCAGAGCAGAUUGCAGAUGCCCUUUUUGAGAUCACACUCCCAAGAUUUUCUGGAGAUAUUCUUCCAAAAUCUGAUGCUGGAAUAGUUUUGGCCAUAGCUGAUAGGCUGGAUAGUCUUGUUGGUUUAUUUGGUGCAGGCUGUCAACCAAGUUCCACAAAUGAUCCUUUUGGUCUGAGAAGAAUCUCCUAUGGCCUUGUCCAGAUACUAGUGGAAAAUAAAAAGAACUUGGACCUAAGAAGUGCUUUGAGUCUAGUGGCAGAUGUGCAACCUAUAAAGAUUGAUACCAAUAUUAUAAGUCAUGUACUACAAUUUGUCACACGGAGAUUAGAACAACUUUUGGUGGAUAAGGGCAUAAGUGCUGAAAUAGUCCAUUCCAUACUUGCAGAGCGUGCAAAUUGGCCUUGUCUGGCAGCACAAUCAGCAAUGGAAAUGGAAGUCUUGUCUAGAGGUGAUAUUUUUCCAAAAGUAAUUGAAGCGUAUUCACGGCCAACAAGAAUUAUUCGUGGGAAGGACAUCAAUGCUGAUUUGGAGGUAAAUGAGGCUGCAUUUGAGAAAAAUGAAGAACGAGCAUUGUGGAGUGCAUACUUGGCUGUAGCAACUAAAAUCCAUCCUGGUGUUGAUAUUGAUAUUUUUGUAAUGGCAUCUUUACUGUUGCUACAACCACUUGAAGAUUUCUUUGACAAUGUUUAUGUUAUGGCGGAGGACCAAAAGAUCAGGAACAACAGGCUUGCACUUCUUAAGAGAAUUGCUGAUCUGCCCAAAGGGAUUGCAGACCUCUCAAUUUUACCAGGGUUUUAGAAGCCCCGACAUCUUUCAUAUUAUGGGUGCAAGGCAGAUCAAAUGAGAGAUAUCUAGUCUCAAAAUAUUUAUUGUUGUAUAAUAGCGGCUUCCAUGGGAGGAGGGUUUCAAUACUCUCUCUCUCUCUCUCUCUUUUUCCUUCAACAUAACCUUGUAGAGACUUUGAGUUUUUUAAGCCUCUCCUCCCGAGUGUUGUAUUUCUUUCAAUUUUAUAUAAAUUGAUUAAUUAUUUAAUCAAUAAAUUAAUAAUUUAAAUGCA